CUUGGAGACCUCCGAGCCCCGCUUUUUGCGCUGGGCGUCGGCAGGAAGUGCUGCUUGAUACGGGUUUGCGAAUUCUUGUAUCUACAUCGUAUGGACAAGAAAAAUGUGACGGCUGUUGUCUCCCGCAACUGUUUGGAUGACCAUGAGUGGCUCAUGGCGCAUUGCGUGCAAGCUAUGCCGGACCGCAAAGUGCGGUGCGAUGGAGAAACAGCCUGCGUGCGACAGGUGCUGCCGUGCUGGGGAGAGUUGCGUCUAUAGCCAGACUCAGAGGCCGACAAAAGCCAAUUUGCUGCAGACAAUAACGGGUUUGCAGGAUCGAGUAGGUCAGUGUUAUGUGGUAUCCUCUUUUUCGCACCUGGUCCCGCUGGGACGCUUUAGCAGCACGGCAUCGAUGUUUUAGCUAGCCUCCCUGGAGCGUAACGGAAUUUAUGGGAGUCGCUUUUUCCUCAAUCUCAACGUCACCACCAAUACGCAGUUUCAGAUUGGCAACCCUG
Molecule: messenger RNA, 494 nt
Organism: Mytilinidion resinicola
Lineage: Eukaryota; Fungi; Ascomycota; Dothideomycetes; Mytilinidiales; Mytilinidiaceae
Exons: 2
Coding region: 137-400 (87 amino acids)
Biological process (GO): regulation of DNA-templated transcription
Molecular function (GO): DNA-binding transcription factor activity, RNA polymerase II-specific; zinc ion binding
Source: RefSeq, a predicted model, not a curated record